This is a messenger RNA of Enhydra lutris kenyoni (northern sea otter), 1956 nucleotides long. RefSeq names its product NACC family member 2. NCBI's taxonomy places the organism in Eukaryota, Metazoa, Chordata, Mammalia, Carnivora, Mustelidae. Gene Ontology annotation, molecular function: RNA polymerase II cis-regulatory region sequence-specific DNA binding; protein binding; DNA-binding transcription factor activity, RNA polymerase II-specific. The transcript has 5 exons. Gene Ontology annotation, biological process: regulation of transcription by RNA polymerase II. The coding region runs from base 39 to 1799 and encodes 586 amino acids. The record is from RefSeq and is a predicted model, not a curated record.
UGCUGAGUGUGAGGCGAGCCCUCCAGCGCCUGCCCACCAUGUCGCAGAUGCUGCACAUCGAGAUCCCCAACUUCGGGAACACCGUGCUCGGCUGCCUCAACGAGCAGCGCCUGCUGGGCCUCUACUGUGAUGUGUCCAUCGUGGUCAAAGGCCAGGCUUUCAAGGCCCACCGGGCCGUCCUGGCCGCCAGCAGCCUCUACUUCCGGGACCUGUUCAGCGGCAACAGCAAGAGCGCCUUCGAGCUGCCGGGCACCGUGCCGCCCGCCUGCUUCCAGCAGAUCCUGUCCUUCUGCUACACGGGCAGGCUGACCAUGGCGGCCAGCGAGCAGCUCGUGGUCAUGUACACGGCCGGGUUCCUGCAGAUCCAGCACAUCGUGGAGCGCGGCACGGACCUCAUGUUCAAGGUGAGCUCGCCCCACUGUGACUCGCAGACCGCCAUGAUCGAGGACGCCAGCUCGGAGCCCCAGAGCCCCUGCACCCAGCUGCAGCCGGCCGCCCCCGCAGCCCCCCCCUACGUCGUGUCCCCCUCCGUGCCCAUCCCGCUGCUGACCCGCGUGAAGCACGAAGCCACGGAGCUGCCGCCGGCCGCCGGCCCGGGCCUGGCCCCCAAGCGCCCGCUGGAGACGGGGCCCCGGGAUGGCACGACGGUGGUGGCGGGUGCCACGGCGGCGGGCGCAGCCCCGCUCAAGCUGCCCCGGGUGUCCUACUACGGGGUGCCCAGCCUGGCCACCCUCAUCCCCAGCAUCCAGCAGGUGCCCUACUCCCAGGGAGAGCGGACCAGCCCGGGGGCCAGCAGCCUGCCCACCACCGACAGCCCCACCUCUUACCACAACGAGGAGGACGAGGAGGACGACGAGGCCUAUGACACGAUGGCAGAGGAGCAGUUCGGCCAGAUGUACAUCAAGGCCACCGGCAGCUACGCAGUGCAAGAGAAGCCAGAGCCCGUGCCCCUGGAGAGCCGCUCCUGCGUCCUCAUCCGCCGUGACCUCGUGGCCCUACCCGCCAGCCUCAUCAGCCAGAUCGGGUACCGCUGCCACCCCAAGCUGUACUCGGAAGGGGACCCCGGCGAGAAGCUGGAGCUGGUGGCAGGCUCCGGGGUCUACAUCACUCGCGGUCAGCUCAUGAACUGCCACCUGUGUGCGGGCGUGAAGCACAAGGUCCUGCUGCGGCGCCUGCUGGCCACCUUCUUCGACAGGAACACCCUGGCCAACAGCUGUGGCACAGGCAUCCGCUCCUCCACGAGCGACCCCAGCCGCAAGCCUCUGGACAGCCGGGUUCUGAAUGCUGUGAAACUGUACUGUCAGAGCUUCGCCCCCAGCUUCAAGGAGAGCGAGAUGAACGUCAUCGCCGCGGACAUGUGCACCAACGCCCGCCGCGUCCGCAAGCGCUGGCUGCCCAAGAUCAAGUCAAUGCUGCCCGAGGGGGUGGAGAUGUACCGCACGGUCAUGGGCUCCUCGGCGGCUGGCGUGCCCCUCGACCCCGACUUCCCGCCCACCGCAGCGCAGGUGUUCGAGCAGCGCAUCUACGCGGAGCGGCGGGGGGACGCGGCCACCAUCGUGGCUCUGAGGACUGACGCCGUGAACGUCGACCUGAGCGCCGCCGCCCACCCGGGCUUCGACGCGGCCGAGGAGGCGGACGGGGCUGGCUCGGUCAUCCAGGAGGUGGCCGCGCCUGAGCCGCCGCCCGCCGCGGCCCCGAGCCCCCCGCAGCCCUUCGAGCAGGCGGGCGCGAGCUCCAGCCGGCCGCAGACGCCCGCGGCGCCCCGGAGACCGGAGGCGUCCUACCCAGGGACCUUGUAGAGGGGCCGCCGGGAGGCUCGCGGCCGGUACUAAAGCUGCUUGCAUGCAUUACUAAUACAAACAGAUGUGAUCAAGCCACUUACUACGGAACUGCUACUGUUGCCUGAAAAAAAUGUGAUUUUUAUCCUGCUUGUAUUUAAAGUUUAUGAAGGAAACA